AUGCCACCUGGACGGAGCGCCGAGAAGAGCCCCGCAUUAGCGGCCGCGGCUCAAACAGCUUCCCCACCAAGCUCCCGGAGAGCUUUUGUUUGCUUAGUCGGCUUCGUCUUGACCCUUUUGGUUGUUUACGGACUUUACACGCCUAGCCGGAGUUUCUAUGACACCGGAAAAUGGUUCCCCGGAGCCUCCACUAAUAUCGCCGACAUCGACGCAGAUAAUGACUUGUAUCUCAUCGGCGCUGGCCGCGCCGACAUCACGGGCCCGGUCGUAGAAAUCAACAUGAUGGGCUACGCAGACCCCAAACAGCUUGGCACCGGCCUCCGACAGAGGUUGUACGCCCGCGCUUUCAUCGUCGGAAGUGUGGAAAGGCGCAACGACAGAUUCAUCUAUGUUGUAUUGGACACACAGUCGGGAGACACAGCUGUUCGGUAUGGCGUCCUCCACGGGCUCGCCGAGCUGGGGUUCGAUUACUCCAUGUACGGACAUCACAACCUGGCACUGACCGGAACACAUUCUCACUCCGGUCCGGGUGCUUGGCUGAACUAUCUACUACCCCAGAUUACCAGUAAAGGCUUCGACAAGCAAAGCUAUCAAGCCAUUGUCGACGGCACGCUACUGGCAAUACGGCGCGCUCACGAGAGCUUGGAGCCAGGGCACAUCAGUAUUGGCUCAACCAAGGUCACCGGCGCCAACAUCAACCGCAGCUUGUAUGCGUACAUGGCUAAUCCGGAAGAGGAGCGCGCCAAGUACAACAUCAGUGCUCAGGAGGAUGGGUCUGUUGAGAAAGACAUGACCCUGCUGAAGUUCCAACGAGCUUCUGACGGCAAAAGCAUUGGUGUGCUAACAUGGUUUCCAACCCACGGCACCUCCAUGCUUGGCAACAACACGCUCAUCUCGGGAGACAACAAGGGCGUAGCGGCCUGGCUUUUUGAGAAGAGUGUGCGAGGGAACUCCCAUGCGACUAAAGACUUCGUUGCUGGCUUCUCUCAGGCGAACAUGGGGGAUGUCAGUCCUAAUGUGCUGGGCGCUUUCUGCGAGGACGGCUCUGGCGAUCUGUGCGACUUCAAGACAAGUACUUGCAGCGACGGAAAGAGCCAGAAGUGCCAUGCCAGAGGUCCAUUCUUCCGGAAGAAGGACAAUGGAGCCGCCUCGUGUUUUGAAAUUGGCAAGAGACAGUACACCGCUGCCAAAAAACUAUUUGACGACAUGGGACCCAGCGCCCAGCGAGUCCGCGGCUCAUGGGUCAGGUCAUUCCACACCUUCCAUAACAUGUCGGAGUUUCAGUUCGAGCUGCCUAACGGGACAGAAGUACGGACCUGUCCUGCGGCAUUGGGGUACUCUUUCGCAGCGGGGACGUCUGACGGCCCUGGUGCGUUUGACUUUACUCAACACGACUCAAACUCGUCGAACACGUCGCCCCUUUGGAAGGUCGUUGGCGGGUUGCUGAAGGCACCCACCCAGGAUCAAAUCGCCUGUCAUGCUCCUAAACCGGUUCUGCUGGAUGUCGGCGAGGUCUUCAACCCGUACCAGUGGACACCCAACAUUGUGGAUAUCCAGGCAUUCCGAGUUGGGCAAUUGGUCAUCAUCGUUAGCCCUGGAGAGGCAUCCACUAUGGCAGGACGGCGAUGGAAAGAUGCCGUCAGACACGAGGCCGAGUCCCUGUUUGCCGAUGAGGCUGGUGUCAAACCUGUGGUUGUAAUUGGAGGGCCAGCAAACAGUUAUACGCACUACAUUACAACGCAACAGGAAUACGGAAUACAACGAUAUGAGGGCGCCUCAACUCUAUAUGGACCCUAUACGCUAGAUGCAUACAUCAACCGAACUCUUCAAUACCUACCCACUCUGAGUGCUUCUUUCACGAAGGGGCCACCUCCUCAUGCCGGAGGCCCAUACCCCCCCGACAACAGCAAUCGAUCUUUGAGUUUUAUCACUGGCGUAGUGCGAGAUGGAACGCCCGUCUUCCGCAGCUUUGGCGACGUCAAGACAGAUGUGGACAAGAAGUACACUGUUGGAGAUGUUGUGCGAGCCACCUUCGUCGGGGCUAACCCUCGCAACAAUCUGCGCCUGGAGCAGAAUUACGCUGUUGUCGAGAAACUGGUGAUUGACAAGGGCGUCAUCAAACAAUGGAAACCAGUGCGGGACGACAACGACUGGAGUCUAAUUUUCAACUGGAGACGGACGAGUGACAUACUCGCCACGAGCGAAGUCGAGAUUGUAUGGGAGACGGAGAACGACGGUGAGCCAGGGACGUACCGGUUCCGCUACUAUGGAGACUCCAAGUCGCUGGGUGGCAAGAUCACGAGUUUUGAAGGAGUGAGUGGACAGUUCAGACUGUAUUAA
Messenger RNA from Colletotrichum spaethianum, 2340 nucleotides. Its product is annotated as neutral ceramidase 2. Gene Ontology annotation, molecular function: N-acylsphingosine amidohydrolase activity. NCBI's taxonomy places the organism in Eukaryota, Fungi, Ascomycota, Sordariomycetes, Glomerellales, Glomerellaceae. The coding region runs from base 1 to 2340 and encodes 779 amino acids. Gene Ontology annotation, cellular component: extracellular region. The transcript is spliced from 2 exons. The record is from RefSeq and is a predicted model, not a curated record. Gene Ontology annotation, biological process: sphingosine biosynthetic process; long-chain fatty acid biosynthetic process; ceramide catabolic process.